AUGGCGGGAAGGGAUGAAGGUUGCAAGCUUGUAACAAUAGGCAGUGGUUAUAUUUUUGCUACAACAGGUUAUGGAAUUGCCCUCCAAAAAGGUUCUCGGUGGAAACGGCCUAUUGAUUUAGCUCUUCUGCAGUUUGUUGGAGAUGGUGAGAUGGAAGAACUAGAGACUUUGUGGCUCACUGGUAUCUGUCAUAAUGAGAAGAAUGAAGUGAUGAGCAGUCAGCUAGAUAUUGAUAACAUGGCAGGUGUUUUCUACAUGCUGGCAGCAGCCAUGGGUUUGAGUCUGAUAACCUUUGUCUGGGAGCAUCUAUUUUACUGGAAACUAAGAUACUGCUUUACUGGUGUUUGUACAGGAAAACCAGGACUACUGUUUUCCAUAAGUAGGGGUAUUUACAGCUGUAUCCAUGGAGUGCAUAUAGAAGAGAAAAGGAAAUCUCCAGAUUUCAGUUUUACUGCUUCUCAAACAAACAUGUUAAAAUUGUUGAGAUCAUCAAAAAACAUGACUAAUUUAAGCAAUCUAAACUCAUCCCAAUGUAAUUCUCCCAAAAGAACAACUAAUUAUAUUCCAAGAGGGUCUCUGUUGAUGGACAUGGUGCUAGAUAAGGGAAAUCUAAUCUAUUCAGAUAACAGACCUUUCCAGCAAAAAGAGAUCUAUAUUGAAAAUGCACAUGAUCUCUCAAUUCUACCUAGCAACCGCCAUAAGGACAAUCUUAACAAUUAUGUGUUUCAAGGUCAACACCCCUUAACAUUAAAUGAAUCCAACCCCAACACAGUUGAGGUUGCUGUUAGUGCAGACCCCAAAGCAAAUUCAAGACCAAGGCAGCUUUGGAAAAAGUCAGUGGAGACUUUAAGGCAGAAUCAGGGUUCAGUUAAUGAAAAUGGAAAUGAAGAUCCCAAACCAUCCAGCAAAAACAAGCAUUUUCUUCCAGAGGAUGGACAUUUUUCUGAUGCAUCUGACACAUCAAGCAGAGCAACCUGCCAGGUAGACACUGAAAGCAAUGGCAAAUCUCACAAGAGUAAGGAAAACCUAAAGAAAAGAUCCAUAUCAAAGUAUCCUAGAGACUGUAGUGAAGUUGAGUUAUCUUAUUUAAAAAGUAAACAAGGUUCUACUCGUGAUAAAAUCUACACCAUCAAUGGGGACAAGGAGCCUAAUUUUUUAGUGGAGCAGCCUCAGUAUGGUGACAAUGCCCCUGCUCAAGAGGAAGGAGAUUACCCUGAGGUGUAUCAAGAUCACAAUGACAAUUACAAAAAGUCAGAAUCUUCUCUUCAUAUUAAUAGGACUCCUUUGCACAAUGAGGACAGUCUUCCAAAUAAUGAUAUUCAGUACAAAUUAUUUAAUAAACAUUAUAGUUUAAAAGAAAAGAAUGCAUCAAUAGCAGAAGUCAAUGACAGACAUAGGCAAAACUUGACCCACUGUCGAAGUUGUCUGUCUAAUGUACCCAGUUAUACUGGUCACUACUCAGCCAGGUCCCCUUACAAAUGUGAUGACUGUCUGCAUAUAGGAAACCUUUAUGACAUUGAUGAAGACCGAAUGCUACAUGAGACCACUAAUUCUGUUCAUUCUGAAGAUGUUUAUGAGCACAACUGGGUUGAGAACAAUGCUCUACAGUUUCAGAAGAAGAACAAGUUAAGAAUUAAUAGGCAGCAUUCUUGUGAUAACAUAAAUAAACCCAGGGAGAUAGACAUUGGAAGACCAUCCCGUAGUAUAAGCUUGAAAGACAAAGAACGCUAUUUGCAAGAAAGCCCUUUUGCUAACCUCCUUAUUGUUCCCUCAGAAAAACUAUUGGGAAAUAAGAUUCCACUUUAUACACACUCUUUAAAGGAAACUAAGCGAAGCAGAUCCCUUUACACAGAUAUUUCUUCUGAAAACCCUUUCCUGCAUUCCUAUCAGGAGAACCAAAACCUGAGUCAUGGACAGAGCUCCUCUGAUAUUUAUAAACAAUCUACAUCAUUGAAAGCAAGAAGUGAUAAUUAUUUAAGGUCGUCUAUUAAAUCUACCACUUCAUAUUCCUCAAGGGAUGGACGGGUACCCAAUGACAUGUGUGUUUCAGAGUAUGUCAUGCCUUAUGCUUCAAGCAAGAAUAGUAUGUGCCCAGCUCCAAGGGUUGUAAAUUCCUGCAGCAAUAGACGUGUAUUUAAAAAAAUGCCUAGUAUUGAAUCAGAUGUUUAA
Molecule: messenger RNA, 2169 nt
Organism: Staurois parvus
Lineage: Eukaryota; Metazoa; Chordata; Amphibia; Anura; Ranidae
Source: the annotation of a GenBank genome assembly